This is a messenger RNA of Macroventuria anomochaeta, 1420 nucleotides long. Its product is annotated as FMN-linked oxidoreductase. Gene Ontology annotation, molecular function: NADPH dehydrogenase activity; FMN binding. The record is from RefSeq and is a predicted model, not a curated record. The transcript is spliced from 3 exons. Bases 76 to 1314 code for a protein of 412 amino acids. Lineage: Eukaryota; Fungi; Ascomycota; Dothideomycetes; Pleosporales; Didymellaceae.
CUGCGUUCCUCGAUUCUAACAUCACGUCCCCCCGAGAAUAUCCUGAUCAGUAUCUCCAAACGAACAUUAGCCAGCAUGCCGAAAGCAGAUUCACCCACAGGCUUCAAGCAGCUUCAAAAUACUGCCCUCUUUACACCCUUCAAGUUAGGGCCCAUUCAGCUUGAGCACAGAAUCGUACAGGCCCCUCUUACGCGCAUGCGAGCGACCAAGGAGAGCGAAGGUGUCACAGUUCCCAAUGACUUGAACGUUGAAUACUUCAGCCAGCGCGCAAGCAAAGGUGGCCUGCAGCUAACUGAGGCGACUGAAAUCGCGAAAUUUGCUGGUGGCUACCCUGGCGCACCCGGUAUCUUCUCAGACUCCCAAAUUGCAGGAUGGAAGCAGGUCACAGAUGCUGUGCACGCAAAGGGCGGGUACAUCUUCUGCCAGCUGUGGCACACAGGACGCGCCUCGCCUCCAUCUUUCCGCAGCGGACAACAACCUGUCAGCUCAAGUGACAUUCCCAUGGACGGCAGCUGGGCAGAUGGCACAGUAUGCGCAGAGCACCCACCACGUGCGCUGACCGUCGAAGAAAUCCAACAAAUUGUCAAGGACUUCGGAUCCGCCGCAAAGAAGGCACGUGAGGCUGGUUUCGAUGGAAUCGAGAUUCAUGGAGCGAACGGUUACCUCCUUGAUCAGUUCUUACAUGACAAUGUCAACAACAGAACAGACCAGUACGGUGGCUCAGUCGAGAACAGGACAAGGCUACCUCUCGAGGUCAUCGAGGAGUGCUCCAAGGCCAUUGGUGCAGACCGCGUUGGUAUCCGUCUUAGCCCGUACAAUUACUUCCAAUCGACCAAGGACAGUAAUCCCAACAAGCACUGGGAGUAUCUUUGCGAGAAGAUUGCGACAUUGCCUCAGGAUGUUAGGCCCGUAUACGUACACAUGGUCGAGCCACGUUUCGACGAGGUGCUCGACGAACAGGCCAAAAUGGACGCUCUCUCAGCCUACACCUCGAGCGGCGGCAAGGGUGUCGAAGCCGAGGCUACAGUCAAGGUCAAGGGCAACACCCUCAUCAACUUCCGCAACACCCUGAAGAAGGGUGGCGUAAAAUUUAUUGCAGCUGGUGGCUUCAAUCGUGAUAACGCAGCACCUAAGAUCGAGUCUGGCGACGCAGAUCUUAUCAUCUUCGGUCGCUGGUUCAUUGCAAACCCAGAUCUGCCGAAGAGGUUGGCUGAGGGUCUCGAGCUGAAUCAGUAUGACCGUAGUACCUUCUACGGUGGCAAUGCAAAGGGGUAUACAGAUUACCCUUUCUACGGACAGAACGUCUCUGCCUGACUCAGUACAAGGCUGUGGGGAGUACACUGCACUGCUGGCGUUCAGAUUGAAAGAAGGUACGGGCCAGCACCGAUUAUAUAGAGUUGCAAUUGCGAAUAGCAUGAAC